Messenger RNA from Spodoptera exigua (beet armyworm), 1509 nucleotides. Lineage: Eukaryota; Metazoa; Arthropoda; Insecta; Lepidoptera; Noctuidae. The record is from the annotation of a GenBank genome assembly.
AUGCAUAAAAAAUGUUUAAUAGUGUUGGUUGUUUUGCUGCAACUUAACAAUAUCCUGUCGGUGAAGCUGGAUGUGGUUGACUGUGGAAUAGACCACGCCUUAGAUGUGUAUGAAGGCGAUGUGGAAUUAAAGUACUAUCCCUGGGUCGGAAUACUGUUCUACAGCUAUUAUGGUGAAGAGGGAGACAGUAGAGCAGUCACUUCAGUCAUUCUAAUACAGAGCGAGUUUGUCAUCGCUGCGGCCGCCGACAUAGGACCCAUGCCUAAACGAAACUUUAGGAGAAGUGCCCGCGUAUUGCUAGGCGAGAGCUGGAGUCGCCCGGGUCGGCGUGUGCGCAACUAUGUGCUACAUCCCGAGUACGGGGAGACUUACAACACGGUGGCGUUAGUGCAACUUAGCACCCCAAUCAGAAAUGUUAACAUCCGGCCAGUGUGCCCGCCUCCGAAUUUAUUGAGGAAUCCAACGUUUUAUGUUAUAAAAAUGAAAGAAGACAUAAAUGUGCUUAGUAAAGAAGUGAUCCGUGUCAUGCAUAUUCCUGGAGAUAUGUGCAAGGAGUUCUAUGUUGCAGCCAAUCUGUACAGUAAGAAGAUGCGUCCGCCUCACGUAGCGUGCGCAGUGUCGGCUGAAACGAGCGAGGUGUGCGUUUGGGGUGCCGGUGGAGCGCUUGUAUCACGGGACGUGUGGGGGCGCUGGAUGCUAUUAGGGUUGGGUGUGAGAGGCCCAGGUUGUGGAGCUCCUUCUCGCUACCUCGACAUGAUGAGCUACUACCCCUGGAUCGAGAAAAGUCUCGACGAUUUCAACAGGGUCAGUCUCUCAAAAAUAUCAAAGAAGAAAUAUGUACUGCGUACAAGCAGUAUAUACCAAAGAUUCGGAGCCUGUGAUGAAGAAGAGAAAAUCAAUUUGGUGUUCAGAGAAACUAUUGUUUUGAGGACUGACAACAAUAAAUACCAGUAUUUGACUUAUAAUGUAACGUUGACUGAUAACGUGGAAUACUCAUGCAUGACUAUGGAACUUGUCAAUGCUUCUGCCGUCUCCGAAAUGAGAAUCAAACACUUUUGCAACCGGAAGAACUUUGAACAACCAUGUUAUUUUUAUAGAGGUUCAGUACUGGAACUAUCAAUAUACAUAAUGUUCUCAGACAAAUGCUUAUUCGAGAUGUACCUGUGGGGCUUCAAAAAGAAUAUGACGUUACUCGACAUCCAGGAAUGGAAAUGGGAGGAGGGCACGUACUAUGAAGACUUUACUAUGCAACGCGUUGAGUAUCGAGGUCCAUCUUAUAUGACAGAUUUUGGAUUCGAGCCUCUAGAUAUUGGUAUGUGGGUACCCGAGUACGAUAUAUGGACGACCACGUUACUAGACAAUAGUACUACACCUACACCGCCACCCGUUAAAGGUAAGGAAAUAUUAAACAAAAAUCUCAUUUUCUAUGGAAUUCUAGGCAAACUGGCUUACCCUUACCUGAUGAUAGUAGUGGUCAGGGUCACUGCUAAGGAGUCACAGGCUCUUUAA